Passer montanus (Eurasian tree sparrow) is the source of this 2918-nucleotide messenger RNA. RefSeq names its product protein interacting with PRKCA 1 (gene PICK1). The record is from RefSeq and is a predicted model, not a curated record. Bases 652 to 1875 code for a protein of 407 amino acids. Gene Ontology annotation, cellular component: postsynaptic density; neuron projection; synaptic vesicle. NCBI's taxonomy places the organism in Eukaryota, Metazoa, Chordata, Aves, Passeriformes, Passeridae. Gene Ontology annotation, molecular function: phospholipid binding; protein kinase C binding; protein domain specific binding. The transcript is spliced from 12 exons. Gene Ontology annotation, biological process: positive regulation of receptor internalization; dendritic spine maintenance; intracellular protein transport.
GAAUGGGGCUGGGAAUGGGGCUGGGAAUGGGAAUGGGAAUGGGGCUGCCCGGCCGGGCACUGCCUGCAGCCCCUGCUCGCCACUGCCCUCAGUCCCUGCCCGCAGCCCCCCUGCCCUCAGCCCCAGCUGCCCUCCUGUUAAAUGGAAAGGGGCUUUGUGCGUGGGGAAACGAUGAGGCGCUCGGUGGAAAGCCGGCCUGCCGAGACAGGCGGGGAAGGUCAGAAAGUGACGUGACUUGCUGUGAAGUCAGGAGAUAGCGGUGUGAUGGAUGCCGGGGAUAAAGCUGGGUGCCUUUAGCGGCCGUGGGGAGAAGCAGCUUCGGGAAGGGGCCGCGUUUUGUUCGGUGCUUUGGAAGCGCUGCACGUGUGUCAGGCCUGGGUUUGGAACGUGCAGCAUCCAAACUCGAGGGCUUCAUCCUGUCGCAUGCACAGCAGAGAACCAGGGACACUUGACUCGUUUUUGAUCUUCUGAUACAAGAGCAGAGACCACAAUGCGGCAUUCCAGAACAAAAAGGAGAUUGAUAAGGGUGACAGGCUGGUUCUCUGUUUUUUCCUAUUGCAAUAAUGCAUUUAUUUGGUUUGUUCUGUUCUUUCUUCCCAGGGAGUUUGGAAUAAGCAGCUUCAGACAAACAGACUCCACUGAACCAAAACAAUGUUUGCAGAUUUGGACUAUGAUAUUGAGGAAGAUAAGCUGGGCAUCCCCACUGUACCUGGGACAGUGACCCUGAAGAAGGACUCUCAGAACCUGAUUGGGAUCAGCAUUGGAGGAGGAGCACAGUAUUGCCCCUGUCUCUACAUCGUCCAGGUGUUUGACAACACUCCAGCAGCCUUGGACGGCACCGUCGCGGCCGGGGACGAAAUCACCGGAGUCAACGGGAAAUCCGUCAAAGGGAAGACCAAAGUGGAGGUGGCCAAGAUGAUACAGAUGGUAAAGGGAGAAGUGACAAUACACUACAACAAGCUCCAGGCUGACCCGAAGCAGGGCAAGUCUCUGGAUAUUGUCUUGAAGAAGGUGAAGCACCGGCUGGUAGAGAACAUGAGCUCGGGGACAGCAGAUGCCCUGGGGUUAAGCCGAGCCAUCCUUUGCAAUGAUGGACUAGUGAAGAGGUUAGAGGAGCUGGAGAGGACUGCAGAGUUAUACAAAGGCUUGACAGAGCACACCAAGAGUCUUCUCAGGGCUUUCUUUGAGCUAUCUCAGACACACAGAGCAUUUGGAGAUGUUUUCUCUGUCAUUGGUGUACGGGAACCACAACCAGCUGCCAGCGAAGCCUUUGUGAAAUUUGCUGAUGCCCAUCGCAACAUUGAGAAGUUUGGAAUUCACCUUCUGAAAACAAUUAAGCCGAUGCUCACUGACUUGAAUACCUAUCUGAAUAAAGCCAUUCCUGACACGAGGCUGACUAUCAAAAAAUACCUGGAUGUCAAGUUUGAAUAUUUGUCUUACUGCCUGAAAGUUAAAGAGAUGGAUGAUGAAGAGUACAGCUGCAUUGCUCUGGGUGAGCCUCUCUACCGGGUCAGCACGGGGAACUACGAGUACCGCCUCAUCCUGCGCUGCCGGCAGGAGGCUCGCACGCGCUUUGCCAAGAUGAGGAAGGACGUGCUGGAGAAAAUAGAGCUCCUGGACCAGAAACAUGUGCAGGACAUCGUGUUCCAGCUCCAGCGUUUUGUGUCCACGAUGUCCAAGUACUACGACGACUGCUACGCCGUGCUCCGCGACGCCGAUGUCUUCCCCAUCGAGGUGGACCUCGCCCGCACCACUCUCAGCUAUGGGCAGAAGGACACCUACACUGAUGGGGCGGAAGAAGAAGAAGGAGAAAGCGAGAGAGAGGGUAGCGGGAGGGAGGAUGCAAAUGGAGAGAAGCUCAUUGAUGAUGCCUGAGUGUGUCAGCAUGGCCAGAGGGAGGACUUUGCAGACUUCUGAAAACAUGUAUUUCACGUGGCCAUUCAUCCUCUGCGAUGUCUCUGUGUGUCCAGCCUGGGAUUCCUCCUCUGCUUUGGGUGGGGUAGCUGGUUGGAUUGGGACCAGCCUCUGCUUUCCUCUCUUUUCCUUUGCUUGUUUGCCUGGAUAAUUGUUUUUUGCCCCUGGAGAUUUCUGCUGCCCAACCUGGGUACUGAGCUGUGGGGAGGAAAAGCCACUCCUACACUGCCAUGUGUCCCUGUGAGCAGGACUCUGCUGAGCACGUGUGCUCCUCUCUGUUAUAUGGAAGCUGGUUAAGGGUUUGGAGGUGAUUACAAAUGGUGAGAGCAGCCCCCUUCUAUCCUCCCCUUGUGCUGUGGGGAAGUGUUAGCAUCACUGCUUGCUGUCUUCAAGCUCCUUCUGAGCUUUCCACUAUCCACCUUAGGACUGUGAUGGAAAUACCCUAUCUUUAAAAUAGAAAGGAGACACAAGCCCUUGUGGAGAGAGGAAGAGGCUUUGGGAUUUUUUUAGUAUAAAGAAUGACUAGUGUGCUCUCCUCUCUGCACAGCUAUUUUGUGCUGCCUCUGGGCCAGCCAGCAGCAGUAGCUAUCCUCCCAUUCCCUAGCACAAGGGAAGGGGGAAAAGGAAAGCUGAGGUAAGUGAGAGUGCUUAUUUCCUCCUUCCUUUUAUCUUCUCCUCCCUCCAUCUCUGUGGGCCAAUCCCAGAUGCAGAUGGCACUUUUAUCUGUUAGUGGGCAGCAUAACUGCCAGGAGUGGUGGUGUUCUUGGGCCAGGGUUUUUUACUUCUCUGUCAUUACAUUCUGGUGGUCGUGGGAGAAGUUAUUUAAGUGCAUUAAUUUAUGAUCAAGAAUUUUUUUUAUUUAUGUUUCUCUUUGAUUGUUUUUGGAGCUUCUUCAUCUCUGUGGGUGCCUGGAGAAAAGCCAUCCAUGGUCAAGCUGCUCUGGAGAAUUUAAACAGACUGGUGUAGUGACUAUUGUCUGUAAUAAAGAAAUAUGUGACAUUUCA